UCUCUCACUUGUCAGUUAUGAAAACAGUCGAAAUGAUCUUUUACAACUAUAAACUACAGUUUGUAUCAUUUAAAGUUUUUCAGACGGUUGUUAUUUCUUCCACCGAGCAGCGAAAACUAGACUUGAACCGGCCAUUCGUGUGGGGAAUGUUGAUAGUGUAACACAGGCUACGGUACAAGACGCCGCUCGCAUCUUUUCACCGGGAAUUUUCCUUUUAGCUUCUUUUUACGUUAAAUUAUUUCUAUUUUAUUCGUUGUAAAUGAGUUGCAAGGCAGACAGCGAUGAUGACAGGUGCAGUAAACGGAGAGUCGCGUACGUCUACAGCCCGGAGUACAUCGAAACCUGCGACAGUUUGUCCAAAGUACCAAACCGGGCAAGCAUGGUCCACUCCUUGAUAGAAGCCUAUGGACUUCUGGGACAUAUGAGCGUUAUUAAACCUAACGUGGCCACCAUAGAAGAAAUGGCUAAAUUCCACACAGACUCCUACCUGGAGCAUCUUCACAAGAUCAGCCAGGACGGAGACAACGACGACCCCCAGUCAGCUGACUACGGACUGGGUUAUGACUGCCCUGUAGUGGAGGGGAUUUAUGACUAUGCAGCAGCAGUAGGGGGCGCCACACUCACAGGAGCCCAGUGUUUGAUAGACCAAAAGUGUGAUGUUGCUAUUAACUGGGCAGGAGGAUGGCAUCAUGCUAAGAAGGAUGAAGCUUCAGGCUUCUGUUAUGUAAACGAUGCCGUGUUAGGAAUCCUCAGACUGAGGGAGAAAUACGAGAGAGUCCUUUAUGUGGACGUCGACCUGCAUCACGGAGAUGGUGUUGAAGAUGCCUUCAGCUUCACAUCCAAAGUCAUGACCGUGUCUCUGCACAAGUUUUCCCCUGGAUUCUUCCCAGGUACCGGCGACCUCUGCGACACAGGGCUGGGUAAAGGCCGUUGGUACGCCGUGAACGUCCCACUCGAGGAUGGCAUCAAAGACGACAGAUACUACCAGAUUUUCACAAGCGUGAUGCAGGAAGUGCGGGCGCAGUUCAACCCAGAGGCUUUGGUGAUGCAGCUGGGUGCUGACACCAUGGCGGGCGACCCCAUGUGCUCCUUCAACAUGACCCCUGUAGGAGUGGGCAAGUGUCUGCAGUAUGUCUUAGGCUGGCAGCUACCUACACUACUGCUGGGAGGAGGAGGUUAUAACCUGGCGAACACGGCUCGUUGUUGGACCUACCUGACGGCGUCCGUGCUGGGAAAGACUCUAUCCUCCGAGAUACCAGACCACGAGUUUUUUACAGAAUAUGGACCUGACUAUUCCCUGGAGAUCUGCCCAAGCUGUAGACCAGACCGAAAUGACUCCAAACACCUGGACCAGGUCAUCACCACCAUCAAAGGGAAUUUAAAGAAUGUGGUUUAGGACUCAGCAGCCUCAGCCUCCUUUCCAAACCAGGUCGAGGCUCUGUGGUUUUAAUGAAGACAAUAUGGAGCGGACCCCUUCGGCCCCGAGGCACGGAGCGAACAAGGGAGGGGGAACGAGACCGGGAGAGGGUUUUGGAAAACAUUAGGCGAGUGUUUCCAGGGGAAAACAGUUUAAUAAGAGGAGGGGGGGCGAUGUGGUCGCUGUACAGUUCACUGUUUUUAAUCCUUUUGUCUUUUUAAAAAAUGUACGUCUGCUGUGUGAAUGAGACAGUUUUUGCUGAGUUCAGUGUGGUCAUGUAUGAUCUUUUGGUAUGAAAAGAUUUGUUGUGUUCAUCCUAUCAGCCAGAGACAUUUUAAACUAAACGUUAAAACAGAUUUUUCAGGUGUCUGGUUUCACGUUCGCCCCACUGCCGUUGCGAUUUUAUCCCCUCAGGGUCGGAUAAGAGCUAAAACAGACAAGUUUCCCUAAACGCCUUGUUAUGCUUUGUGUCUGAAAAAGUUCCAGAAGUUCAUGAAAUGAAUGAAGGGAACAUUUGGAAGUUUACAAACAAACAAACAGAUGUUUUGACCUCUGGGCAACAUCUGCAAAUGAAACAUCUGGACAGAGUUUGGAUUUCAAAAUGGAAAAUAUGCAGGGAAAGUUAUUUUUUUUCUCCCCCAAUUGAUAGGCAUUAACAGGAAUUUUAAGAGGGUUUAAACAAAAGCAGAAAUCUUAAAUGGUCUGGGACAAAUGAAGAAGAAAAGAUGAAUUCCUUUCAGGUCAAAAAACAAACAUGGAUGCUUUUUGAAGACUGAAAUACACAAGUUUUUUUGUAAGGACCAGAAACAUGCUAUCAAUUUUAUUAAAUGUACUUUGUCAUUUUUCUAAGAAACCAUAUCCACGAAAGAGUUUUAAAUCUGUUGGAAAAAGUCUGCUGGACAAGUAGAUCAAAUAAAAGAAUAAACAGAA
Messenger RNA from Cheilinus undulatus (humphead wrasse), 2347 nucleotides. RefSeq names its product histone deacetylase 8 (gene hdac8). Bases 260 to 1396 code for a protein of 378 amino acids. Gene Ontology annotation, molecular function: histone deacetylase activity. The transcript is spliced from 11 exons. NCBI's taxonomy places the organism in Eukaryota, Metazoa, Chordata, Actinopteri, Labriformes, Labridae. The record is from RefSeq and is a predicted model, not a curated record.